UGUUAUAUCGAUGUAUCGAUGUUUCAAUUUGAAAAUGAAACAUCGAUGUUCGUAAACCGAUGUUCGAUGUUUUCGCAAAUUUUGUACCAUCACUUAGUAAUUGCACGUGGAACGAAAGUGGCUUUUGGUGUUGGCAGGCAGUGAUUGAAAUGGAGCGGUUUGUAGAAAGUUCUAGUGGCAAAGUUUCAAAGACGAGCUCAAAGGAGGUGGAAGAAGAAAACCCAGCAAAAAGAACAAGGUACGGUCAGUCAGCUGUAUGGCAAUUUUUUAACAAAUCAAAGGAUGGCAGUUCAGCUAAAUGCAUUCAGUGUGGAAAAACAUAUAUAACAUGUGGCAAUACCACUAAUUUGGCUGGACACCUGAAACGGAUGCAUCCAGGAUUAACUGUUAGCGAGCUUCCGAAAUCUUCAGGGUCUAUUUUGUCCUUCAUUGAAAAAAAAUACGAAGCAUCUUCCGCUAGGAAAAAGAGUCUUGAUAGCUCACUAAUGCACUAUAUAUGCUCCGACAGGCGACCGUUCUCAGUUGUUGAAAACAAAGGAUUUCGUAAUGAGCUAUCUGUUCUGGAAGAUUUAAAGCAGGUUCUUUCACUAUUCGAGGAUGCGACGGUACAAACAUCAUCCAGCUCUAAUGUAACAGUUUCGCUAAUUAUACCAUUGGUUAGCGGACUUUUGCAUAAUUUGAGUGAAAUCAAAGAUCGACUAGAAACUGAUGAUGGCCGUAACCCUGCCAACACCACUAUGCGAUAA
Messenger RNA from Anastrepha obliqua, 746 nucleotides. RefSeq lists its product as uncharacterized. Gene Ontology annotation, molecular function: DNA binding. The transcript has 4 exons. The coding region runs from base 60 to 746 and encodes 228 amino acids. NCBI's taxonomy places the organism in Eukaryota, Metazoa, Arthropoda, Insecta, Diptera, Tephritidae. The record is from RefSeq and is a predicted model, not a curated record.